AUGAGUAGUCGAUCAUUACCAUUAAUAUCUUCAACAGAAGUUAACAAACAUAAUACAGAAAAAGAUUGUUGGGUUACAUUAUAUCAAAGAAAAAUUUAUAAUGUAACAGGAUUUUUAAAUGAACAUCCAGGAGGAGGUGAUAUAAUAUUACCAUAUGCUGGAAAAGAUAUUACUGAAAUAAUGUCAGAUAUAAUAAGUCAUGAACAUUCAGAAAGUGCUUAUGAAAUGUUAGAUGAUUCAAUGUUAAUUGGUUAUAUGGCUACUUCAAUUGAAGAAGAAGAAUUAUUAAAUAAUAAUAAUAAAACACCAGUUGAAAUGAAAUUAAAUUAUACUGGUGAAAUUCCCAGUGAUGAACAAAAUUAUGAUAUGUAUGAAUUUCAUGAAAAUUUACCAACUUUAGAAAAAUUAUCUAUACAAACUGAUUUUGAAGAAGAUGCUAAAAAGCAUAAAUUUUUAGAUUUAAAUAAACCAUUAUUAAUGCAAAUAUUAAGAUCUAAUUUCUCAAAGGAAUUUUAUUUAGAUCAAGUUCAUAGACCAAGACAUUAUGGAAAAGGGUCAGCUCCAUUAUUUGGUAAUUUUUUAGAACCUUUAUCAUUAACUCCAUGGUGGGUUAUACCAGUUGUAUGGUUACCUCCAAAUAUGGCAUUAUUCUUUUAUGGAGCUUAUAAUUUACCCUUUUUAACAGCAAUAAGUUUUUGGAUAAUGGGGCUUUUUGUAUGGACAUUUGUUGAAUAUUGUUUACAUAGAUUUAUUUUCCAUUUAGAUGGUUAUUUACCAGAUCAUCCAAUUUUUUUAACUUUACAUUUUUUAUUACAUGGUAUUCAUCAUUAUUUACCAAUGGAUGGUUAUAGAUUAGUAUUACCUCCAACAUUAUUUAUAAUAUUAGCUUAUCCAUUUUAUAAAUUAAUUUUCGCAAUUUUUCCAUUUUAUAUUGCUUGUGUUGGAUUUGCUGGUGGUACUUUAGGUUAUAUAAUGUAUGAUGUUACUCAUUAUGUUUUACAUCAUACUAAAUUACCUGGUUUUUUACAAGAUAUAAAAACUUAUCAUUUAGAACAUCAUUAUAAAAAUUAUGAAAUGGGAUUUGGUGUUACAUCUCGAUUCUGGGAUGUGAUAUUCAAUACUGAAAUUGAUAGUACUUAUGAAAAAAGGAAUUAA
Lodderomyces pseudojiufengensis is the source of this 1155-nucleotide messenger RNA. RefSeq names its product fatty acid alpha-hydroxylase (gene SCS7). Gene Ontology annotation, molecular function: heme binding; iron ion binding; fatty acid 2-hydroxylase activity. Gene Ontology annotation, biological process: lipid biosynthetic process; fatty acid metabolic process. The record is from RefSeq and is a predicted model, not a curated record. The transcript has a single exon. Lineage: Eukaryota; Fungi; Ascomycota; Pichiomycetes; Serinales; Debaryomycetaceae. Bases 1 to 1155 code for a protein of 384 amino acids. Gene Ontology annotation, cellular component: membrane; endoplasmic reticulum.